Messenger RNA from Macadamia integrifolia, 5813 nucleotides. Its product is annotated as myosin-6-like. Gene Ontology annotation, biological process: vesicle transport along actin filament; actin filament organization. Gene Ontology annotation, cellular component: myosin complex; actin cytoskeleton; cytoplasm. The coding region runs from base 600 to 5126 and encodes 1508 amino acids. The transcript has 39 exons. The record is from RefSeq and is a predicted model, not a curated record. NCBI's taxonomy places the organism in Eukaryota, Viridiplantae, Streptophyta, Magnoliopsida, Proteales, Proteaceae. Gene Ontology annotation, molecular function: microfilament motor activity; actin filament binding; ATP binding.
GGAACGACGGAAGGGAGAAGGAAAGAGAAACAGAAGGAGAAAGAUAGAUUUGGAGCAGAGAAAGCAGCAAAGAGCAAAGAGGGUUUCGUCUUCUUCACACAGACCGGUUUCAAGGCAAUCGGGCUGGUGAAGGUGAAGUGUUGAAAGGCUUUGUUCUUAUAAAUCUAAAUCCGAAUCAUACACAAUCUUUGUGAAAGAGGAGAGGCCUCUGCAACACUUCACAUGUGAUAUUACCUCAGUUCAUCAACACCGCCAUUUGCUAUCAUUAAACCCUUCGUUAUACCUUUUUUUUUUAUAUAUAUUAUUUUUAUCUUGAUUGAUAUUACAGAAGAGAAGAAGAGAGAAUCGAAGCGAAGCUACAGUGGGAAUUAAGAAGCGAAGGUAAAUUCUGUUUGUUAGAUUGAAUAGGGUGAAGCAGAGGAGGAUUAGGGCUGAAGAAAGGUGGUUCUGGGUGAAGAGAUUGAAUCUUGUUGCCGCCAUUUUGUUGGGUUGGUGAAAAGGAGCCGAUAUUUUGAGGGGCAUUGGAUGGUCUUUGGUGAAGGAAUCCUGGGGUAGAUCGAGAAGCAGCUCAAGUUCCGACCAGAUCGAGCUCUGUGAAAAUGGCUGCUCCUGUCAAUAUUGUUGCUGGGUCUUUUGUUUGGGUGGAGGACCCUGAUGUAGCUUGGAUGGAUGGGGAGGUUUUAGAUGUCAAUGGUGAAGAUAUUAAGGUCAGCUGCACAUCAGGGAAAACGGUUGUUGUCAAGAGAUCCAAUGUCUACCCCAAAGAUGUUGAUGCACCACCAUGUGGUGUGGAUGAUAUGACAAAACUGGCAUAUUUACAUGAACCAGGCGUCCUUGACAACUUAAGGACUAGAUACGAUAUAAAUGAAAUUUAUACUUAUACGGGAAGUAUAUUGAUUGCUGUGAACCCCUUUAGAAGAUUACCUCAUCUGUAUGACAUCCAUAUGAUGGAACAAUAUAAGGGUGCAGCUUUUGGUGAGCUUAGUCCUCAUCCCUUUGCUGUUGCAGAUGCUGCAUACAGACAGAUGAUUAAUGAGGGGAUUAGCCAAUCCAUUCUAGUUAGUGGAGAAAGUGGUGCUGGUAAAACAGAAAGCACUAAAAUGCUUAUGCGUUAUCUUGCCUACAUGGGAGGGAGAGCUGCAGCUGAGGGGCGGUCUGUGGAACAAAAAGUAUUAGAGUCCAAUCCUGUUCUAGAAGCAUUUGGUAAUGCAAAGACUGUGAGAAACAACAACUCAAGUCGUUUUGGCAAGUUUGUGGAGAUUCAAUUUGACCAACAUGGUCGGAUUUCUGGAGCUGCGAUCAGAACUUACUUGCUUGAGCGAUCACGUGUUUGCCAAGUGUCUGAUCCUGAGAGAAAUUACCACUGUUUCUACAUGUUGUGUGCUGCUCCACCGGAGGAUGUUGAGAGGUUCAAAUUGGGAAAUCCAAGAUCAUUUCAUUAUCUGAAUCAAACGAAUUGUUAUGAGUUGGAUGGAGUAGAUGAUGCAAAGGAAUACCUUGCAACUAGAAGGGCAAUGGAAGUGGUUGGAAUUAGCUCUGAAGAACAGGAUGCCAUUUUUCGAGUUGUGGCUGCAGUCCUCCAUUUGGGGAAUAUCGAAUUUAAAAAGGGGGAAGAGACUGAUUCAUCUGAACCCAAAGAUGAAAAAUCUUGGUUCCAUCUAAGAACUGCGGCUGAGCUUUUCAUGUGUGACGCAAAGGCUCUUGAGGACUCCUUUUGCAAGCGCGUUAUUGUAACUCGUGAUGAGACUAUAACUAAAUGCCUUGAUCCAGACUCUGCAGCUCUCAGCAGAGAUGCUUUGGCCAAGAUUGUGUAUUCAAGAUUAUUUGAUUGGCUUGUGAAUAAGAUUAAUAGCUCAAUUGGUCAAGAUCCACAUUCAAAAUUCUUAAUUGGAGUGCUGGAUAUAUAUGGAUUUGAGAGUUUCAAGACAAACAGCUUUGAGCAAUUCUGUAUCAAUUUGACAAAUGAGAAACUGCAGCAACAUUUCAACCAGCAUGUUUUUAAAAUGGAGCAAGAAGAGUAUACGAAAGAGGAAAUUGAUUGGAGUUAUAUAGAAUUCAUUGACAAUCAGGAUGUUCUGGAUCUCAUUGAAAAGAAACCUGGUGGCAUUAUUGCUCUUCUGGAUGAGGCUUGUAUGUUUCCAAGAUCGACGCAUGAAACUUUUGCCCAAAAGCUGUACCAGACAUUCAAAAACCAUAAACGCAUCACCAAGCCAAAACUGUCCCAGACUGACUUCACCAUCUGUCAUUAUGCUGGUGAUGUCACUUAUCAAACGGAGUUGUUCCUGGACAAGAACAAGGAUUAUGUUGUUGCUGAGCAUCAAGCACUUUUGGGUGCUUCUAAGUGUUCUUUUGUCUCAGGUUUGUUCCCUCCUCUGGCUGAGGAGUCAUCUAAGUCAUCAAAGUUCUCAUCAAUUGGUUCACGAUUUAAGCAACAACUGCAAGCUUUGGUUGAAACUCUGAGUGCAACUGAGCCACACUACAUUCGCUGUGUGAAGCCCAAUAAUCUUCUGAAGCCAGCUAUUUUUGAGAACAGUAAUGCUCUACAACAACUUCGGUGUGGGGGGGUCAUGGAAGCAAUUAGGAUAAGUUGUGCAGGAUAUCCUACUAAAAGAACAUUUUGUGAGUUUCUAAGUCGUUUUGGCAUCCUUGCCCCUGAGGUUUUAGAUGGCAGCUGUGAUGAGAUUGCUGCUACUAGGAAGCUGCUGGAGAAGGUGAACAUUAAAGGCUAUCAGGUUGGCAAAACGAAGGUGUUUCUUAGGGUUGGCCAGAUGCCAGAGCUUGAUGCCCGUAGGGCUGAGGUUUUAGGAAGAUCUGCAAGCAUUAUCCAGAGAAAAAUUCGAUCCUACAUAGCUAGGAAAAGCUUCAUCGUGUUGCAGCGUUCUGUCAAACAGAUUCAAGCUGCAUGCAGAGGGCAACUUGCUCGACAACUUUAUGAUAACAUGCGGAGAGAAGCUGCAUGUCUAAGAAUCCAGAAAGAUUUGCGCAUGCAUCUUGCUCGGAAACCGUACAAAGCAUUGCACUUAUCAGCUAUUUCAAUCCAAACUGGUAUGCGUGGGAUGGUUGCUCGUAAUGAACUUCGCUUCCGACGACAGACAAAGGCAGCAAUUACAAUCCAGAGUCGAUGCCGGCAGUAUUUAGCUCACCUGCACUAUAUGAGGAUAAAGAAAGCUACUAUAACCACUCAAUGUGCUUGGAGAGGAAGGGUAGCUCGAAUAGAACUACGUAAACUUAAAACGGCGGCAAGAGAAACCGGUGCUCUGCAGGCUGCCAAGAAUAAGUUGGAAAAGCAAGUCGAAGAACUGACGUGGCGGUUACAACUGGAGAAGCGGAUGAGGGCUGAUGUGGAGGAAGCUAAGACACAAGAAAAUGCAAAACUGCAAUCUACUUUGGAAGAGAUGCAACUUCAGUUUAAAGAAACCAAAAUACAGCUGUUGAAGGAACGUGAGGCUACGAAUAAGGCAGUGGAGCAAGUCCCCGUCAUAAAGGAGGUCCCAGUUGUCGAUAAUGCAAUGUUGGAAAGGCUCACUGAGGAAAAUGUUAAACUCAAGGCAUUGGUGGGUACACUAGAAAAAAAAAUUGAUGAGACAGAGAAAAAAUUUGAAGAAACGAACAAGCUUAGUGAAGAAAGGUUGAAGCAGGCUUUGGAUGCAGAGUCAAAGAUUAUUCAGUUGAAGACUGCAAUGCAAAGGCUCGAAGAAAAACUUUCUGACAUGGAAACUGAGGAUCAAAUUCUCCGACAGCAAUCCUUGUCAAAUACACCUGUAAAAAAGAUGCCGGAGGAUUCAGAAAUUCAUACACCUAAGAGAUUGGAAAAUGGUCAUCAUGAGAAUGAAGAAAAUAGAGCCAAUGAGCGACAGAGUGCAACACCUGCUAACAAGUUGGGAGCAGAAGACAGCAAGUUGAGGAGAUCAAAUAUUGAAAGACAACAUGAGAGUGUUGAUGCUCUAAUCAAAUGUGUCAUGCAAGAUCUUGGGUUUAGUCAAGGGAAGCCAGUUGCUGCAUUUACUAUUUAUAAAUGCCUGCUUCACUGGAAAUCUUUCGAAGCUGAAAGAACCAGUGUCUUUGAUCGCCUUAUUCAGAUGAUAGGUUCUGCAAUUGAGAAUCAGGAUAACAGUGAGCACAUGGCAUAUUGGCUGUCAAAUACUUCUGCCCUGUUGUUCUUGCUACAACGGAGUUUGAAAGCUGCUGGUUCAACAGCACAUCGGAAGCCUCCCCCUGCUACAUCGUUAUUUGGAAGGAUGACCCAAGGGUUCCGCUCGUCUUCUGCCAACCUCAAUGUUGGUGGGCUGGAUGUUGUACGCCAAGUUGAGGCCAAAUACCCAGCAUUACUUUUUAAGCAACAGCUCACAGCAUAUGUGGAGAAGAUAUAUGGAAUUAUUAGAGACAAUGUGAAGAAGGAACUGUCAUCAUUGAUUUCCCUAUGUAUCCAGGCACCACGAACGGCGAAGGGAAAUGUGCUGAGGUCAUCUGGGCGGUCCUUCAGCAAUAACACUCCAUCCAGUCACUGGCAGAGCAUCAUUGAGUCCCUCAAUACAAUUCUCAGUGUAUUGAAAGAGAACUUUGUGCCUCCUGUCCUUGUCCAGAAGAUCUUUACUCAAAUUUUCUCAUAUAUCAAUGUACAGCUCUUUAACAGUCUUCUACUACGCCGAGAAUGUUGUACAUUCAGUAAUGGGGAGUAUGUGAAAGCUGGGUUAGCUGAAUUGGAGCUUUGGUGUUGCCAGGCAAAAGAAGAGUAUGCGGGCUCAUCUUGGGAUGAACUUAAACACAUAAGGCAGUCUGUUGGAUUCUUGGUUAUACACCAGAAGUCUAGAAUUUCAUAUGAUGAAAUUACCAAUGACUUAUGUCCUAUUUUGAGCGUCCAACAGCUUUAUAGAAUUUGCACACUAUACUGGGAUGACAACUAUAACACUCGCAGUGUGUCGCCAAAUGUCAUUUCUAGUAUGAGGGUACUAAUGACGGAGGAUUCCAACAGCACUGAGAGCAAUUCCUUUUUGUUGGAUGACAACUCCAGCAUUCCCUUCUCAGUAGAUGACUUGUCAAAUUCUCUACGAGAAAAGGAUUUCUCGGAGGUAAAACCUGCAGCAGAACUUUUCGAGAAUCAAGCCUUCCAAUUUUUACAUGAGUGAGGCUUGGAACGCUGAACAUUUUCCCUUUGCCUUAUUCCAUGAUUUGCCUAAGGUAGAUGGCUGGUGCAUAAUUCGCCAAGGUAGACAGCAGGCCUCUAGUCUUCUGCUUGAUGCUUUCAUGUGAUGUAAAUCCACGUCCUAUAUGUUUUAUUCUUAAAACUAUAUUUUUCUCCCUUUCCUCAACAUCCAAUCCCUGGCUGUAAAAUUAUACUUUCCAUUUAGAUUUUGUAAAAUUUCCUAGGGUGAUUCAGAGUAGCUAGAGGGGCAGGGAUGGUUUUUCCUUUUAGUCAAGUGCAUAUCUAUAUCUUUUUUCCUUUUUUUUGGGGGGGGGCGGGGUGGGGGGUGUUUGUUUUUCAUUCUUCUUUUUAUUUUGGGCCCCUGUGGCAAUCAUUCUUUGGUAGGGAGGUUAGGAGGCAGGCAUAUUGUAAUCGUAGUAUGCUGUGGGGAGAUGUUCUUAUCCCUCACCCACCUUCUCUCCUCCCAAUUUUCAUUGUAUAAAGCAACUAGUUAAUUUUUGAAGCACAUUAGUUAGGGAAAUUUAUUGGUGAUUGAUUUGUGUGCACCAUUUGUAGACAUUCUAAAUUUGAAAUUUUGAGUGGAGUGAUAAUUGUAUAAAUAAGUAUCAUUACUUGCUGCUCUUUUCAAGAUCAGGAGAAAAUGAUUCAUUGUGUUGAAAUUCAUCUUUCA